This is a messenger RNA of Lolium perenne, 660 nucleotides long. RefSeq lists its product as uncharacterized. Lineage: Eukaryota; Viridiplantae; Streptophyta; Magnoliopsida; Poales; Poaceae. The record is from RefSeq and is a predicted model, not a curated record.
AUGUCGGUUCUUCGCCGCUUCCCCGAGUUUUAUACUCCUCCGGCACACCACCUCCGGGGCCAUAUGGGCCAUACGCUCCACCUCCGGCGCCAUAUGGUUCAUACCCUCCGCCUCCGUAUCCAUACCCCCAACCACCUCCAAAUGCUCCACCUACAGGUUAAUGCUUGGCUUUUUAACUCCAAGGACUCUGUUGCCGGUAAUUGCAAGACCGGCACUAGUUUUUGGGGUCAGAUAGCUGCAACCUUCAACUCUACCUCGGAUCCUGCCCGUCGUCAGACCUCCAAGCAGCUGAAGGAUCAUUGGAACGCCUACAACAAGGAGGUGUCCCUGUUCAAUGCAUACCACAUCCAAGAAGAAGCGUUACGUCAAAGUGGAGCAGACGAUCAGAUGGUCAUGAAGGCGGCAAUGGAGAGGUACGCGAAUGACAAAAGAGUGACUCAGCCGUUCAGACGGCACCACUGGUGGCAAGCUAUUCGCAAUGAAGCGAAGUGGAAAGGACAACAUGGUCCUGGUAGUGGAACCGAGUCCACUUCCAAGAGAAGCCGUCUUGGAGUUUCUGGUGAGUACAGCUCUAGCGAGGCGACGACGGAGGAGCGUCCACCGGGCCGCGAUAGGGCCAAGGCUGCGGCACGUAAGGGUCGGAGGAAGGGGAAGGAAUAA